Molecule: messenger RNA, 667 nt
Organism: Argentina anserina (silverweed cinquefoil)
Lineage: Eukaryota; Viridiplantae; Streptophyta; Magnoliopsida; Rosales; Rosaceae
Product: histone H2B
Exons: 1
Coding region: 68-505 (145 amino acids)
Cellular component (GO): nucleosome
Molecular function (GO): DNA binding; structural constituent of chromatin; protein heterodimerization activity
Source: RefSeq, a predicted model, not a curated record
GAAAACAUUGUCCCCAAAAUCGAAAUCCCCAAAUCUCCCGAACCCUAAAUUCCCAAUCUCAAUUCCAAUGGCCCCCAAAGCCGAGAAGAAGCCCGCCGAGAAGAAGCCUGCGGAGAAGGCCCCCGCCGAGAAAGCUCCUGCCGAGAAGAAGCCCAAGGCCGGCAAGAAGCUGCCCAAGGAGGCCGGAGCCGCCGCCGGAGACAAGAAGAAGAAGAGGACGAAGAAGAGCGUGGAGACCUACAAGAUCUACAUCUUCAAGGUCCUGAAGCAGGUCCACCCUGACAUUGGGAUCUCCAGCAAGGCCAUGGGGAUCAUGAACAGCUUCAUCAACGACAUCUUCGAGAAGCUUGCUCAGGAGUCGUCGAGGCUUGCGAGGUACAACAAGAAGCCGACGAUCACUUCUCGGGAGAUCCAGACGGCGGUGAGGCUUGUGCUGCCUGGAGAGCUGGCUAAGCACGCUGUUUCGGAGGGGACCAAGGCCGUGACCAAGUUUACGAGCUCUUGAAGUGUCCUGAGUUGCGCUGUGGCGGUUCGAUUUGGUUUAUUACUUUUAUGUGUGCUUUGUUUAGGGUUAGGGUUUCUUUAAUUAGUGAUUAUGUAUUUUUCGCUUUAUCUUGUGUAUGUUGGUAGGAAAUGAAGUGAAUGAAAUAUGGUGGUGGUUCUGGAA